This is a messenger RNA of Rhagoletis pomonella (apple maggot), 2421 nucleotides long. It is a transcript of the gene CrebA, whose product is annotated as cyclic AMP response element-binding protein A. Bases 9 to 1904 code for a protein of 631 amino acids. Gene Ontology annotation, biological process: regulation of transcription by RNA polymerase II. Gene Ontology annotation, molecular function: DNA-binding transcription factor activity, RNA polymerase II-specific; cAMP response element binding. NCBI's taxonomy places the organism in Eukaryota, Metazoa, Arthropoda, Insecta, Diptera, Tephritidae. The transcript has 6 exons. The record is from RefSeq and is a predicted model, not a curated record.
CAACAAAAAUGGAAGGAUUCUACGAUGGUGAUUUAAAAGACAUUUGGGAUUCCGAUUUAGAUCCGACGGAAUCCCUCAAAAUCUCUACAGAUUCGGACUUACAUGAUUGGUUUAUGGAACGUGAUAUGAAGGAUCCGGCUGUAAUGAUCUUAAAUGACAAGCUCAUGUCAGAUGCUUUAUUUAAUUUGCAACCCAUCAAGUCAGAACACUCCUACAGUUUGAAUAGUGAUGGCGAUUCAUUGCCGGAUUCGCCACGCAGCCUGCAAACGAAAAUGGAUGACAUGGAAGACGAAUGCUAUCCUGCAAUUUCGCUAAAAACCGCAACCAGCAACACAGCACGAUUACGGCAUGACGUAGACAUUUCCAGCGGCGUCGAUCCCAAAUGUCUAGCCAUAUCUGUGGAGUGCGAUGUCACACCGAUGGAAUUGUCCACCGUGGAAACCAGCAACCACGCUACAAGCAAUAGUAAGGGAGCAAAUACAUUGCUCACAACUGCCACAGUCGCCGCCUCCGCAUCAACACCUGCAUCAUUUGGCACACUUAACGUCGCCACCAGCACAGCAACCGGUAGCAACAACCUUACAGCGAGCACAAAUACCCGCCAAACUGCUGCAGCGCUACCCAUACGCUACACAAACGCUGGCAUCUAUGCCAGCCUUAGUAAAAUCAACACCACCGCACCGAUGACAUUCAACCUGCGUACCGCCGAAACGUCGAGUGGCACAUCCAGCAACAGCAGCAGCUCCACUUUCAGCGGCAGCAACACAACUACCAUUACACUGGGUAAACCCGCCGUCGCCACACCGGCAAACCUCCAACAGUACCUACCUCAAACGUCGGUCAGCACAGUUUUUGAACAGAGCAGUUGUCAUACGCCGUCAUCUGUACGCGAAGGCAGCUCCUCGCCCGACAUCUGUUCAGACAUUGAGAUCGAUGAGUCAGCCAUAAAGGAUGAGCCCAUGUCGCCAGAUUCCAGUUGCCCGCCCAGCCCAAACUCGCCAGAAUGUAUGACAAUGGCGAAAAUCUCUCAUUUGGCCGCGCGCUCUAACUCCGAUCUCGUCUUUGAACAUAAGAACGGUUGCCUGCAGCUAACUCCCGCCUCACAGAGCCUACUCAAAGCGCAACAGCUCGCCCUGAACGCCAGCGCCGCCACCAAAGGUCAAAAUAUUUUAAUGCCUAAAUUUAAUAUAAAGUCCGAGAAUGGCUAUAGUAGUGUUAAUGUUCCCGCGAAGCAUAACGGUCAAUAUGGUCUGCCGCUGACGCCACCCUCCUGCUCAUCAAGUGAUGGUGAUUCUGAAGGUAAUUUAACACCGGAACAUAUACUAUCGCCACUUUCGCCCAACACUUCAGUUUCUAUAUCUGUGGCUAACCCUGCAGUCAUUUCGCCCGUUGCUCUACAUUCCGCAAACGUGCCCCGUAGUGCCAGUAGCAGCAGCUCUUCAUCGCCAUCAUCUGCAUCGUCAUCGACAUCAUCCCUGCACGUCGCCGGCCGACAUGCGGCAGGUGGGACUACUGGUUCCACACGUCAGCCUAUACACACCCCGCUUAUUAGCACUCAGCCGAAAGGCUCCACAGGCGUGCUGAUUCUAACCGAAGAAGAGAAACGCACAUUGCAAGCAGAAGGAUAUCCAAUCCCGCAAAAGCUACCACUUACCAAGGCUGAGGAAAAGUCACUCAAGAAAAUCCGAAGAAAAAUCAAAAAUAAGAUUUCCGCACAAGAGAGUCGGCGCAAAAAGAAGGAGUACAUGGAUCAACUAGAGCGUCGCGUCGAAAUACUCGUCAAUGAGAAUAAUGAGCAACGCAAACGUUGUGACGCAUUGGAGCAUACGAAUGCAAAUCUACUAAGUCAAUUGCACAAAUUGCAAGCGAUGCUGAACAAACAGAACAGCAAAAAGAAUGCUUGAGCGGUUCGACGGGAAAGGGAGUUGCAAAUAGAAAGUAUUGACUCCUUCCUUCUCCACCAAAUAGCAGCGAAAUGAAUUUAUUGUGCGAGAAUGUGUAGUGCAGCCAACGCGGGAGCCGGUGUGUAAGAGCAGUGCGACGCAAAGAAAAUGAAUGCUGAAUGCGUGAAUGAGAUGAUUUUGAGCUACCUAUAUAUAAUUAAUAAUGUUAAAUAGUAGUUUAAAACAUAAAUAUUUUAUGAAAUAUUUACACAGAUAGAAACAUUUUAUGCAAUAUAUACGCAUGUACAUAUAUCAAUAUAUGUACGUAUGUAGUAUAUGUAGCAAUUACAUAUGCUUACAAUUUUUUUAAAUAUUUAAAUGCUUGCAAAAUUUGUUUAUCCAAAAUAUACAUAGUAUGUAUAUAAAAUUAUAGGGCUGGAUAGGCUGUUAAAACAAUUACAUAUAUCAUAAAUACGAGUAAAUAUCGUCGUUUAAAGUACAAAACCGCGUAUCAACAAAAUGCAAAACCGCGUAUCAA